Molecule: messenger RNA, 1080 nt
Organism: Acanthosepion pharaonis
Lineage: Eukaryota; Metazoa; Mollusca; Cephalopoda; Sepiida; Sepiidae
Source: the annotation of a GenBank genome assembly
AUGUCUAUUAUAUGCAAAAUACAAAUUACACGGUCAUGUGGACCAAUAUUCAAAAUAUUUUUCGCUCAGUGUCAGUUCAGCUGGAAGGUGGCUGUGUCCUUUACUUGUCUUCUCACCGUUUAUUUUUUCUUGUACCAAAAUGUCAACUCCGUAUUCGGUGAGCCUCUUCUCUUUCGCUCCCUAAUGGAGGCGAUCAACAAGAAUUCCCCGUUCGACCGGACGACUUAUCAUCACGGUACACGAGUCGUGUUGAGUAUGGACGGAAACACCACACUACACAGUCAGCACGUGGCGUUGUCGCCCAACUCAACCCACCUUUCCAGUUCCAACAAUGUUUUAACAGCCGGCGGUAAAGUGUUAUCUUCUUUAAAGUCGGCGCUGCAAGCCACAGACCAAAGGAAGCAGUGUACGGCCGAAGGCUGGUACGCCUUACCUAUUGGCCGUACCGCAGCCGGCGGCGCUCCCGUCCUUAAAGACAUGUUCAGGGAGGUGAUGACUCGAUUCCAGUCCCUGUUCUAUGCCUUUUCCAACGCUGACAUUCUUUAUGACAAUAGCCUCAUCCAAACUCUGUUUGCUACCGCGAAGACGCAAGAUCUCAACAAGCCCAUUUUGAUGGUAGGGAUCCGUACCAAUGUGCAAAACGUGAUGCCGCAUGAGGUGAUCACGUGGGACGCGAUGAAGAGCACGGCCAAGCGCCGGGGCAAAUUGUUUCUGCGCAACGCCGAGGACUACUUUAUCACGUCUUUCAGUUACCCGUGGCAUUCUAUACCGGACGUAGUCAUUGGCCGAAGGGCCUACGACAACUGGCUGGUGUUGAACGCGCGCAAAAAGAAGCAUUUACUCAUCGAGAUCUCGGACACAGUCCUUGCUCUCCACCAGACCACAAAGGCCGGAAAUUUCGAAGGUCACCGUCACCGUGAUGGCAACUAUAACCUCAGACUAUUGACCCGACUCUACGGCAAGAUUCAAUACGGGGCCGGAUCCACAAUAUGCGCUCCUAUGAAAUCUAACCGAGGAUUAAAUAAAACGGUGAUCUUCACACGACGGAUCAAGCUUAUGAAAUUAUGCUAUCCAAUAUGA